This is a messenger RNA of Medicago truncatula (barrel medic), 1363 nucleotides long. Its product is annotated as ribosomal RNA small subunit methyltransferase, mitochondrial. The transcript has 2 exons. Gene Ontology annotation, cellular component: mitochondrion. The coding region runs from base 157 to 1155 and encodes 332 amino acids. Gene Ontology annotation, molecular function: rRNA (adenine-N6,N6-)-dimethyltransferase activity. The record is from RefSeq and is a predicted model, not a curated record. Gene Ontology annotation, biological process: rRNA methylation. NCBI's taxonomy places the organism in Eukaryota, Viridiplantae, Streptophyta, Magnoliopsida, Fabales, Fabaceae.
AUCUAAACUUUUAUCUAUUUUCCUUUCCCCUUCCUUCCCUUUUUUACACCCGGUUAAAUUUCCUACCAAAACCAAACAUAUAUUAAGUAAUUAACUCUCAACAAAUUCACCUUCUCUAUAUUCAUAGUUUGAAGAGCAAUGACUGCAACUUGAACCAUGCUUAGCGCCACAAAACGCGUCACUGCAUUCCUCCCUCGGAAUCUUCAACAACUCCGUCAACUCCAUGAAGACAUCGAAGAAAGCAUCUAUUUCUACAAGAGCAGAGGCCAACAUAUUCUCACCAACCCUCGAGUUCUGGACACCAUUGUUCAAAAAUCCGCAAUUAACCCUUCCGAUACGGUCCUCGAGAUCGGUCCCGGCACCGGGAACCUCACCCUCAAGCUUCUAGAAGCCUCACGCGAGGUUGUAGCCAUCGAAAUCGACCAACGUAUGGUUAACAUUCUCGAGAAUCGUGCACUCAAACGCGGUCUCCGCAACAAACUAACGGUGAUAUCAAAAGAUGCAUUGAGAACAGAGUUCCCACCGUUUGAUCUCGUGGUAGCCAAUAUUCCUUACGGUAUAUCAUCACCACUCAUAAUUAAACUUAUAUACGAAACGACACCAUUUCGAAGUGCGACUCUUCUACUUCAAAAAGAGUUCGCUCGAAGAUUACUGGCUAAUCCCGGUGAUUCUGAAUUUAACCGUUUAGCCGUUAACAUUAAGCUUCUAGCUGACGUGGAAUUUGUCAUGGAUGUAAGCAAAAGAGAUUUUCUUCCGUCACCUAAAGUUGAUUCCUCCGUCGUUAUAAUUCGACCAAAGGUUAAUGUUCCUGCUGUUAAUCUCCAUCAGUGGAGGGCUUUCACCAGGACUUGUUUUAAUAACAAGAAUAAGACACUUGGUGCUACAUUUAAGAAUAAGAGGAAAGUUUUGGAGUUGUUGGAAUUUAAUAAUGUGUCUGGUUUGGUUGGAGAACAAGAUGAUGUUUGUUUGUUUAAAGAGAAGAUUGUUGAAGUUCUUAGAGAGGGAGGGUUUGAUGAUAAAAGGCCGUCAAAACUUUCGAUUGAAGAGUUGAUGCAUUUGUUGUCUUUGUUUAACGAAGUUGGUGUAUAUUUUGAUCACCGUGAGGAUGUUAGGAAUGAAAAUGAUAGGUUUGAGGUUGAUGAUAUUGAUGAUUAGUGAUAAGCAUCAACCACUUUGUGACAUUUUGUAUAUUAUUAAAAUUAAGAUCAGAUUCUGUUAUACUCAUUAAUCAAAAGGUUGGCUGUUGGAUGAAUCCAGUGGUUGAGAGAUCAAUGCUGCAGUUGGUUGAAUCCAUCAGUUGAUCAGUGGCUGUUGCAAAGACAAGAGAAAAUUUGAUUAUAAUUGAUUUGUUUUGUUUGCAUAA